AUGGACAUUUCAGGAUUUUUGAAAGAAAAUAAAGAAAGUUUAAAGGAUUUAAAAGAAGAUGAUAUUAAUGAAAUAUUAGAAGAUUAUGAAAUUGAUAAUAUUAAUGAUCCAAAACAAAAAAUAAGAUUUUUCAAACAAGUGGAAAAUACAAGAAAAAGGUUAAAAAUUGAAGAAAAAAAUAGAAUGUUGGAAGAAGAUAUAAAUAGAAUGUAUGAAGAAGAAAAAAAUAGAAUGUUGGAAGAAGAAAAAAAAGAAUUUUUAAUAAAAGUGGAAGAAGAAAAAAAAGAAUUUUUAACAAAAGUUGAAGAAGAGAAACAAAAAUUAAAGACAGAAGUGGAGGAUCUUAAAUCAAUCAUUUUAACUUCUUCAACUAAAAAUGUAAAUAUUCAAUUCGAGACUGUUGGUGAUUUAAAAGGAACAACUUCAUAUUCUGAAUUGUUUAAAAUCAAGAAUUCCCUAAAGUUGAUAGAAGAAAACUGUGAGUUCAAAGAUUGGAACAUACCAAGUGGUAUAGAAUUAAAGAAACAUGUCAUCAAUUUAGAUGAUUGCAACCAAGAAUCUACCAUGCAAUCGAAAUUGGAUGAAUAUUUUAAAGAUUUUAAUAAAAAAAGGAAAUUAAUUAUUACAAAUGGAACGAAAAUAAAGAUUAAUAGUAUAAUAAGCAAUAGGUAUUGUGAUUACUUUAUUAAUCAAAAAGGAUUUCCAUUUGAACCCUAUUGGAUGCACAUGGUUGGUGAUAUAAAGAAAGGUUCAAUAUCAAGUGAUACAAACCUGGAUCAAGUUCUUAAAUAUAUUGAUAUAAUCGUUGAAAAGUCAAAUCAUCAUGUUUUAAACCGUCCAAUGUUUGGUUUCUUAAUGAAUAAAACAAAAAUAAAAUUUGUAAAGUAUGAUAUUGAAAACAAUAAAUAUUAUAUUACAAUCGACUAUGAUUUAAGAAUUGGGUUUCAAUACCUUUCAAAUAUAAUGAUUUACCUCGAACAAUUUAUUAGAAACAUUCCAAAUAGCUUACAAACUAUAUUGAAAAACCAUACAAAUGAUUCUGUCGAAUUUUAUUAUGGCGCAACAUCUUCAGUUUUCAUUGUAAAUAAGGAGUUUGUUUAUAAAUGGUUUAAUUAUCCUUAUUUUUUUCAAACCGAAGUUAAAUAUUUAACUUUUAUUGAUGGUAUUGAAGGUACUCCAUCAAUAAAACAACAAAACCAAACUGAAAACUGGAUUCAAAUAUCACCUAGAGGCCAAUUGAUUAAGAACUUAGAAGGCAAACCCAUUGAUAUUUCCUUUUAUACUAAGGUAUUCUGUCGAAAUACUCAAAAACAUACAUCAAGAGAGGUUAUACAUAGAGAUAUUAGAUUAUCAAAUCUUUUAAUGGAUUCUGGUGGCGAUCCUCUUUUGGUAGAUUUUGGUUUUGCAAAUUUCACUGAAAAUGAAGAAUUCUACCAAGGAACAAUGAAUACUGCUUCAAAUAGGAUCUAUAAUAUUUUAAUAAAUAAUAGAACCAAUCAUGCAUUUUCUGUAGUUGAAUCUGAUGAUUUAGAGUCAUUAGUAAAGGUUUAUAUUAUGGAGAAUGAACAAGCUGUUAAAAGAACUAUCAAAUCAAUACCAAAUUCGGAAAUUGGAUUGUUUCGCACAAUGUGGGAAUUUUUUAAUACAGAAUGCUUCCCCCAAUACUCCACACUUUUCCAGCAAGCCCAAAAUAUAAACUAUGAAGAAUUGAAAAAUGAAUUUAUUAAAAUUGAUAAAAUAAAAAAUACAACCACAACUUCAAAUAAUAACCAAAAUCAUACAAAUAUACACAAAAAUACCAUUGCAAAUACAACUUCAUACACUAAUACCCUUGAAACCUCAACUACUAACCCAAAUACAAAUACAACUACAUCUGAUACAAAUACAAGUACAACUUCAACCACUAAUACAAAUACAACUACAUCUAAUACCAUUACGGCUUAA
Dictyostelium discoideum AX4 is the source of this 1944-nucleotide messenger RNA. RefSeq lists its product as hypothetical. NCBI's taxonomy places the organism in Eukaryota, Evosea, Eumycetozoa, Dictyosteliales, Dictyosteliaceae. The coding region runs from base 1 to 1944 and encodes 647 amino acids. Gene Ontology annotation, molecular function: catalytic activity; protein serine kinase activity; protein serine/threonine kinase activity. The record is from RefSeq and is a predicted model, not a curated record. The transcript has 3 exons.